UUCUUCAAAAAGCAAAAAAUCAAUUUGUCCUCAGUUAUUUAAACCAAAAAAUGUAUGUAAUCCAACAUUUGUUACAAAUUUAGAAUUGCAAAGACAAGUUAUGGGAUUUUUCUCUCUAUAACAGACCACAGUAAUAUAUUAGAUCCAAGUGACAACUUAGGCCAAAUAAUAACAAAUGCUGCAUAACAAAGAACUAGUUAUUAUAGUAAAUCAAAAAUCAGUCAUCAAAAUGCGUCUAUUUAUAAUAUUUUAUUUCUACUUUAAAUGCAAUAUAUGAUGAGUUAAGUCCAAUGUAGAACAAACAUUUUAGCUUAGAGUCAUGUAAGCAUGUUCAACACUCACCACACAUGAAUCACUUCAAUUUUUUUCAAAUUAUUAUGAUAAGUGAACCAUCCACUGAUGUAAUAAUGCAAGCAAAGAAGGUAGGAUGAAAACUUUGAUUCUCCCUUGGAGACACCACAUGUCUGAAAAACCUGAAUUCAGAUUUCAUGCAAGGAUCUUACAUUUACGGAAUCAAGACAUCAGUGGUUGUUCGAUCUAGAAAAAAGUUUAUUUUGAUUUUAAUUUAAAUUUUAUAAUUCAAAAUAUAAAACUUAAAUCUAAAUGAUUCAAUCUCGAUCGAACAUUCACUUAUGUCUCAAGUGCAUGUGGAGAAUCCCAAAAACCUCUAGCAAGUAUAGUUUUUUUUAUCUUAAAACAGAUACAGUAAAUUCUACCGUAACCUAACAAUUAUACAAUAUCUCAUGCCACAAAUUUAAAUAUUUUAUCAGAUUCAGAAUGUCAUUUUUAACCAUUUUUCCUCGUUUUCCUACAAUUAAAAACCCGCACAAUUAAAAUUCAGUUCCAUCGUGCGUCAACACCGAACCCAUUCACUUACAUGUGACUAUGUCAAAUCAUCACUACAAUAGCAAGCAACCUUCCAUUAUAUCAUAUUUAUUUUAAUAAUAAUAAUAAUAGAAAUUAAUAACCUCAAAAUCCAAAACAUGUUUAACUUACACCACCGCAAUGAAUUCACCAGCAACAACCUUCAUCCUUGCGGUUCUCUUAUUCAACUUCACAACAACCACCACCACGUCAUCAAAUCCAUACUCAUGCGGGCCCACACCAAAGCGGGAACCACAAAACCUCCAACCUCACAAACUAACAGUACUCAUAAACGGUUUCUCCGAGUCCCGAAUUCCAAUCCUCCAAUCAAUAGCCGCCACGUAUUCACUCUCACCACUAGUAUCGUCUGUGCUCGUCCUCUGGGGAAACCCAUCUACACCUCCACGUGUCAUUAAUCAAUUGGCUCUUAACCUCUCGUUUUCUUCUGAUUCGAUCUCCCUGCACCGAAACGCUGAUAGUAGUCUCAAUGCUCGGUUUCUACCUCGUUUAAACGACAUUCGUACCGAUGCCGUUUUGGUUUGCGAUGAUGAUGUUGAAGUCGACGCCGCGUCGUUUGAGUUUGCGUUUCGUGUUUGGUCGGCGAACCGUGACCGUAUUGUUGGGUUUUUUGCUAGGUCGCAUGAUGUGGACUUGAACCGGAAGGAAUGGGUUUAUACGGUUCACCCAGACCGGUACUCGAUUGUGCUCACCAAAUUCAUGUUGCUCAAAAGCGAUUACUUGUUCAGAUAUAGCUGUGAGGGUGGGCCUGUCAUGGCCCAAAUGAGGAGGAUUGUUGAUUCGGUUCGGAAUUGCGAGGAUAUACUUAUGAACUUUGUGGUGACUGAUACAACGAAUGUGGGGCCCAUUUUGGUUGGAGCAAAAAGAGUAAGGGAUUACGGUGAUGCACGAAACGAUGAAGGAAAUUUUAGCGUGGGAUUGAGUGGUAGGAAAGGGGAGCAUCGAAAAAGUAGAGGGUGGUGUAUAAGUGAAUUUCAUAGGGUUUUGGGAAGAAUGCCUUUGAGGUAUAGCUAUGGUAAAGUUGUUGAUGCUAUUGGGGAACAAGGGUUGUGCCGCAAAGGCGGUAGAUUGGUGUUUUGUGAUCAAUGAGGACCAAUGUGUUUUUAAAAAAAGUUUUUGUUCUA
Messenger RNA from Cicer arietinum (chickpea), 2006 nucleotides. RefSeq names its product glycosyltransferase family protein 64 C3. Lineage: Eukaryota; Viridiplantae; Streptophyta; Magnoliopsida; Fabales; Fabaceae. Gene Ontology annotation, molecular function: glycosyltransferase activity. The record is from RefSeq and is a predicted model, not a curated record. Gene Ontology annotation, cellular component: membrane.